CUUCAAUACCAUCUCGAGCAACGUCCCAUUCACGGAAGGCAAGGCUAUAUGCUAGCUACGCAGUCGUGUCCAUGGCGGACCUCAGCAGGACGAAGACUAUGUGGCGCGCGGUUGAUUCCGUCCACAUCGUUAUCGUGGCCGCCGAGGCCGAGAGCGGCCGUUCAGGUCCGGACCCUCGAGUCGGAUGCUGGUCAACGCUCCCCAACACCAACCACGCAGCCUCCCAUCGCAGUCUUGGGCGCAGGGCUGAGCGGACUCACUACGACUCUAUACCUCUCACGGGCCCUUCCACAUCGGCGCAUCAUCCUGUUUGAGGCGUCGCAAAGGCUAGGCGGAUGGGUCCAAAGCGAACGCCUCCAGCUACCCAGCGGCAAGCAGAGCGUCCUCCUCGAGGCGGGACCUCGCAGUGUAAGACCAAAGGGUGUCUCCGGAUGGAGCACAAUUGAGACACUACAUUCGCUCGGACUCUUGAAUCAGCUGCUCAUCGUGCCAAGCUCGAGUCCGUCGGCCAAGAAUCGCUUCAUCUGGUAUGGCGGGCAGCUCAACAAGCUACCCUCCUCCCUCCCUGCCUUUCUCGCCUCACUCUUCCGCCUUCCAGUGCUACGCUCCCUCAUCUCCUCAGCCCUGUCAGGCUUACUACGUGAGCCUUUCAGGCCUUCUCGCUUCGCUCGUCCCAAGUCAGAAAGCCCAGACGAAGUAGCCCGCCAACGGAGCCGCGAGCACCUCAUCGACGAGUCCGUCGAGUCCUACAUCCGUCGACGCUUCGGCGACUCGUUCGGCUCUCAGCUCCUCAAUAAUGUCCUCUCUGCAGUGCUACAUGGUAUCUACGCUGCAGAUACGCGACAGCUUAGCGUACGCAGCACACUCUCCAUGCUCUGGAAGACGGAGCAGCGACACGGCUCUCUAUUGCGGGCUAUUCUGCCGCCCAAGUGGAACAAGCGAUACAGGCCGCCAACGAAGGGUGAAGAGGAGGCGCGAGCGAGGGAGGAGCAGGAGAUUGCAGCUGUGAAGGCCGAGGUCGGGCCUGAGUGGACCGCGAAGCUGGAGAAGACUAGUGUGUAUAGUCUGAGAGAGGGGCUGGGCGAAAUUGUGACUGCGAUGAGUGAUGAGAUAACAGCAAGGCGUAACGUCUCUGUUCGGCUGGGUGACGGUGUAGAAGGCAUCUCAGAGGCCAAGGAUGGGGCGAGCCUCUUUGUCACAACACAAGACGGUGAAGAUGUACCCGUUUCGCGGGUCAUCUCUACGCUGUCGUCGUACAAGCUCGCUGAUAUCCUGGCCAACACAAUAGAGGGGGCGAAGCCGGUGCUUGAGGGAGGAGCGUCCGUACUCUCAUUGCUCAGGCAUAACCCGUCGACGAAUGUGGCCGUCGUCACGUUUGCUAUACCGCAGGAGGCCAUAGCAGCGAUGCCCGGUGGCAGGCGGCAUCGCCUCCUCCCAGUCGAUGAAGGAUUCGGCUUCCUCGUGCCGCGAACAGAGACGCCCAACAAUGCAGACGGAAUCCUCGGCGUCGUGUUCGACUCGGACGCUAUCCCGGACCAGGAUUCACCAGACGGUGCUGAUGGAGGUGUAACGAAGCUCACGGUAAUGAUGGGCGGCCCGCACUUUGCUCACGCGACCACACUACCCAGCGAGGAUGAGUGUCUCAACCGAGCAGUACGUGCGCUGGACCGCUUCCUGAGUAUCCCAGAGAGCGUAUCGUUGCACUCAUCCAGUCUGGUACAAGCACGCGUGCAAGCCAAUUGCAUCCCUACGUACCUGCCCGGGCACUACUCACGGAUGAGAAGUUUGGGCGAGGAGCUGGCGAGGGCGACCGCUGCGGGUGGAGGGAGAGUGGCCGUCGCUGGGGCGAGCUACACGGGCGUGAGCGUCAAUGAUGUGAUCAGAGAGGCCAAGUUGACGGCGCAGAGAAUCGCCAGAGCCGAGGAGCGUGAGAAGGCUAAUGGCGGCGGCGACAUUAUUGCGGUGACGGGGCUGGAGGCGUUCGCGGCGGAGGACUGAUUAGGGAAUUGAUAUCCAUUGUUUUGCUU
Molecule: messenger RNA, 2027 nt
Organism: Jaminaea rosea
Lineage: Eukaryota; Fungi; Basidiomycota; Exobasidiomycetes; Microstromatales
Product: Protoporphyrinogen oxidase
Exons: 1
Coding region: 49-1998 (649 amino acids)
Biological process (GO): heme biosynthetic process
Cellular component (GO): mitochondrial inner membrane
Molecular function (GO): protoporphyrinogen oxidase activity, oxygen as acceptor
Source: RefSeq, a predicted model, not a curated record